CAACUGUACUGGGAGUAGCGCGUCACUCCUGUCUGUCAUCAGUCAGUCGCUCAUCCCGCUAGUAACGAUCCUAGUUUUUGAAAGGUUACCAUAGAGAGGAAAGAUACGAUGUGUGUUAUACCUGUGAUGCUGUGCUUGUUAGUUCUCAAGUUUGAUUAGCGAAGAGCAACCAAAACGUCUAUGGUCAGCGAAACGGAAGCUCGGAUGAUUUUUAGAAACGAGUUGAACAAAGUUGCCUAUGAUUUCCAAGCAAAUUUGAGGGAUAAAAUCACGAGCCUUGAAAUGGAUAUGUCCUCAAAGUUUGUAGAAUUUAUGUCAGAGAUCACCGAGUCCCAAGAUACUGCAUCAGAGUCACUGAGGAGGGAGUUGUCGGAGAAAGUGGCCGAUAUGUUAGAGAAGCUGAAUAAGGUUGUGACUUAUUCAACGCUUAAGAUUCAAGACCUCGGCGACCAGUUGAGUAAAGUGUUAACGUCAUUGGGGACUUGGACGGAAGACCUAGACUCAGCUGUAAUAUUCAGUCAUGACGAAUACCUGAAAGCCACGCUGUACAACUCGGAGUUUGCCGACAGCGACAGAAGCAGGCGUCACACCUUGGAUUGGAUGCCAAGGAUCCCCACAUGACUAUGCUGAGACCAUCUCCAACUCAGACCCACUGGUAGUCCCGCUUGUCCAAGAAGUUGGUCUUGAUGCUUUCUUGGACUACAUUAAUGUUGAGAGUGGUCACGUGCGAGAUGACAGCACCCCGUUUGUACUUCGGCAAUACGCCUGUGUGUGGGACACCCAAACGACUCUACCCACGUCUCACCAUACCACUAAGGAUGUGACAAAAAUUCCCAUGGACUGCCUCGACCUAUUAACUGAUGGUCACACUCAGGACGGUGUAUAUAAAAUCUACCCAGCAGGUGUAGGCGUGGAGGUGUGGUGUGAGCAGAGCAGUGCGGGCGGUGGUUGGACGGUGGUGGGUGGGCGGCGGGUGGCCCACCAAGUCAACUUCACCCGACCCGCCUUUCACUACACCCGCGGUUUCGGCGACCCUGCCGCUAACCACUGGAUUGGGGUGGAGGUGAUGCACGCCCUCACCCGUCACGCCCCCAACACACUUCGGGUUCAUUUGGUCGAUCACUUACAGCAAUCCGCUAACGCCACCUACAGCAAUUUCAGCGUUGGGGGACCAGAGGACCAGUACCGGCUUCAGGUAGAGGGUUACGACCCCUCCAGCACAGCCGGAGACGCCCUCACUCCACACUCCGGGGCGCCAUUCUCCUCGCCCUUGCAUCUCUCAGGAAACAAUUGUAGCAACGAGCUAGGUGUGGGCUGGUGGUUCAUGGACGCCCCGGACUGCUACUUGGCUCUUCCCACGGGUCACUACCACACUCCCGGCCACUACCAGGGCACAGGGGUGUGGAGUGGCGACCCUGGCGUGGUGCUGGGUACUCCCUCCACACGUUCCUCCUCAUGACCCGCCGUCAUACUGUCUGAUGACCCCUGACUUCUGUGUGAUAACCUUAUGACCUUUAAACCCAUGUAAUGACCUUAUAACACAUCUGAUGACCUUAUGAUCUUUAAACCCAUACAAUGACCUUAUGACCCAUGUGGCGACCUUAUAACCCAUGUGUUGACCUUAUGACCCAUGUGAUGAUCUUUUCACCGGUUUGAUGACCUUAUAACCCAUGUGUUGAUCUUUUCAUCGGUUUGAUGUAAUGUGAUGGCCUAUAACUUCAUAUGAAAACCUUUUGACCUCAUGUAAUGACCCAAUAACACCGUGUGGUGACGAAGGCAAGCAUUAACUCUGCAUGCUUCCCUGGUGGGCGCUGUAAACGUUUUUGCGCUUCACCCUGCACAGGAUGUAAAGAGGUCCCCAAUAAAACUAGCUUCCUUGAGGGGUAAAUCUGAAACCGUGUGAUAACCUCAGGCCCCGUAUGAUGACUUAAUGUAAGCACAUCACACGUCGCUUGAGACUACGUAUUAGUACAUCACACCAUCAAAGAUUCUCACGGGGUAAUCAGGAAUGCAAACAAGAUCCACAUAUCCUGAGCACUGGCAGGAUAUUUCCACAUUCAUAUCCUGACAACGGAUUUCCACCCUGACACAUGGCACGUGGGAUUCACCAAAAAAUUAAGAGGAAUUACAAGCUUCUGUUUAUUAUAAUGUAUAAUCUGAAUACAGUAUAGCUUUC
Messenger RNA from Homarus americanus (American lobster), 2176 nucleotides. Its product is annotated as fibrinogen C domain-containing protein 1-like. The transcript is spliced from 5 exons. Bases 836 to 1459 code for a protein of 207 amino acids. The record is from RefSeq and is a predicted model, not a curated record. Lineage: Eukaryota; Metazoa; Arthropoda; Malacostraca; Decapoda; Nephropidae.